CGAACCACGUGCAUUGAUUUACGGGGCUGUCUGAGGGGUAAAAAAAAACAAAAAUUCACAAUGCCUGACGAAGCGGCACUACAAAAGCUGGCCUUGAAGCUGUUCGAGAUCGAUGCGUUCAAAUUCGGUGACUUUAAGAUGAAGGUUGGAAUAAAUUCGCCGGUCUACUUUGAUCUGCGUGUGGUGGUGAGUCAUCCGGAUGUCAUGGACACACUGGCGGAUCUGCUGACGGAGUUUAUCGCCGAAAAGAAGCUGGACACGGCGGGUGUCCACUUGUGUGGCGUUCCGUACACCGCGCUGCCGAUUGCUACGCUCAUUUCAAUUAAGGGCAAUAAACCGAUGCUGAUACGCCGCAAGGAGGCGAAAAAGUACGGCACGAAAAAGCUGAUCGAGGGCAAAUUUAACGCCGGCGACAAGUGUCUCAUCAUCGAGGAUGUCGUUACGUCCGGUUCGAGUAUUUUGGAAACGGUGGACGAUCUCCGGUCGGAGGGACUGAUCGUGACCGAUGCGAUCGUUGUGGUGGAUCGCGAACAGGGAGGCGUGCAGAACACGGAGGAAAAGGGCGUUCGAAUGCAUUCCCUGUUCACGCUUUCCUAUUUGCUGAAGGUGGUGUUGGAAGCGAAGCUCAUCGAAGAGGGAACGGUAAAGGCGGUGGGCAAGUACAUCGCUGCGUGCCAGAUCCGGAGCGAUGGUUCGUUCAUGCACGGCAACGGCACCAAGGUGAUAAACGAGCUGAGCCGUGUCCGUAUGACGUUCGAAGCGAGAGCCGAUCUAGCCAAGUGUCCGCUAGCGAAGAAGCUGCUGCGGCUGAUUGCCGCCAAGAAGACGACUCUCUGUCUGGCGGCCGAUCUAACCACAACCGAGGCCAUACUGAAUUUAGCCGAAGCUGCCGGACCAUACAUCUGUGUGCUGAAAACGCACGUCGACAUCGUGAGCGAUUUCAGCAUCCAGUUCGCCCACUCGCUGCAAUUGCUGGCCAAGAAGCACAACUUUUUACUGUUGGAGGAUCGAAAGUUUGCCGAUAUUGGCAAUACGGUCGCGCAGCAGUACGCCGGCGGGUUGCAUCAAAUCGCUGAUUGGGCCGAUCUGGUGACGGUACACUCGUUGCCGGGCCAGGGAGUGCUGAAGGGACUUAAAUCGGUGAUCGGUGAACGGCCGGCCGAUUCGCUUCGGGGUGUCUUUCUGCUCGCCGAAAUGAGCACUGAAGGCGCACUGACCGAUGAAAAGUAUUCGGCCGCCACGAUGAAGAUCGCCACCGAAAUGGACACGGACUUUGUGGCAGGCAUCGUGUGUCAGAGCAAGGAUUUGGUCGCUUCGCCCGGCCUUCUGCAGUUAACACCGGGCAUCAAACUAGAGGAGGGUGUCGAUGAGCUUGGCCAGCUGUACGACAGCCCCGAUCGAGUGGUGAAAGAGCGGGGCGCCGACAUUUGUGUCGUCGGCCGUGGAAUCCUAAACUCCAAAUCGCCGGCCGAAACCGCACGCAUCUACCGCGAUCGACUGUGGCAAGCGUACAUCGAGCGGAUCGCCGGCGACACGAACGGUACCAGCGCGAACUAAGCGCGGAACAGACCAAUCAAUUCUACGACAUUCUUCCAUCCCAUUCCAAGCGACCACCGAGGAACAGAAAACUAUACAGAAUCCCCCGACUCGGCCGGAAAAGCACAACGCAACGACGAAUCUUUAAGAAAAGGAUCAAAUUUAUUUUGUACCAGAUUGUGAUUAAAUUCAA
This is a messenger RNA of Anopheles cruzii, 1729 nucleotides long. It is a transcript of the gene r-l, whose product is annotated as uridine 5'-monophosphate synthase. The record is from RefSeq and is a predicted model, not a curated record. The transcript is spliced from 3 exons. The coding region runs from base 61 to 1557 and encodes 498 amino acids. NCBI's taxonomy places the organism in Eukaryota, Metazoa, Arthropoda, Insecta, Diptera, Culicidae. Gene Ontology annotation, molecular function: orotate phosphoribosyltransferase activity; orotidine-5'-phosphate decarboxylase activity. Gene Ontology annotation, biological process: 'de novo' UMP biosynthetic process; 'de novo' pyrimidine nucleobase biosynthetic process.